This is a messenger RNA of Rhinichthys klamathensis goyatoka, 2355 nucleotides long. RefSeq names its product calcium/calmodulin-dependent protein kinase (CaM kinase) II gamma 2 (gene camk2g2). Gene Ontology annotation, cellular component: neuron projection; cytoplasm. The transcript is spliced from 23 exons. The record is from RefSeq and is a predicted model, not a curated record. Gene Ontology annotation, biological process: protein phosphorylation. The coding region runs from base 106 to 1974 and encodes 622 amino acids. Gene Ontology annotation, molecular function: calmodulin binding; ATP binding; calcium/calmodulin-dependent protein kinase activity. NCBI's taxonomy places the organism in Eukaryota, Metazoa, Chordata, Actinopteri, Cypriniformes, Leuciscidae.
UAUCUCUCUCUCUCUCUCCCCCUUUGAGUGAGCGAGAGAUCUCCCGAAACCUGAGCGAGGCGGUCCCGGAGACACCAGAGAGGCGAUAUCCUCGUAAAGCGCAACAUGGCUACAAUUGUAACCUCCACCAGGUUUACAGACGAAUAUCAGCUGUACGAAGAGCUCGGAAAGGGAGCCUUCUCUGUUGUUCGGCGAUGUGUAAAGAAAUCAACCGGCCAGGAAUAUGCUGCUAAGAUCAUCAACACAAAAAAGUUGUCAGCAAGAGAUCAUCAGAAGCUGGAGAGAGAGGCUCGGAUCUGCCGUCUGCUCAAACACCCCAACAUAGUGCGUCUCCAUGACAGUAUCUCAGAAGAAGGCUUUCAUUACCUGGUCUUUGACCUUGUUACUGGUGGAGAACUGUUUGAAGACAUUGUCGCAAGAGAAUAUUACAGUGAAGCAGAUGCAAGUCAUUGCAUCAAUCAGAUCCUGGAAAGCGUCUGCCACAUCCACCAGCAUGACAUUGUGCACAGGGACCUCAAGCCAGAGAACCUGCUAUUGGCCAGUAAGAUGAAGGGGGCGGCAGUGAAGCUGGCUGAUUUUGGCCUUGCCAUCGAGGUGCAGGGAGAUCAGCAGGCCUGGUUCGGUUUUGCAGGCACCCCUGGAUACCUCUCGCCUGAAGUCCUGAGAAAGGAUCCAUAUGGCAAGCCAGUGGAUAUCUGGGCCUGUGGUGUGAUCUUGUAUAUCCUGCUGGUGGGUUACCCUCCUUUCUGGGAUGAGGAUCAGCACAAACUGUAUCUACAGAUCAAGGCUGGAGCCUAUGACUUUCCCUCUCCAGAGUGGGACACUGUUACCCCAGAGGCCAAAAACCUUAUCAACCAGAUGCUGACCAUCAACCCAGCGAAGAGGAUCACGGCUGACCAAGCAAUCAAGCAUCCAUGGAUCUGCCAACGCUCCACUGUCGCCUCCAUGAUGCAUCGCCAAGAAACCGUUGAGUGUCUGCGCAAGUUCAACGCCCGUAGAAAACUCAAGGGGGCCAUUUUGACCACCAUGCUGGUGUCCAGGAACUUCUCAGUGGGUCGGCAGCACACCAGCCCCGCCACCCCCACCACCAGCACAGCUGCAAUGGCACAGGAAGCAUGCAAAAGUUUACUGAACAAAAAGUCUGACGGCGUGAAGUCACAGACAAACAACAGCAAAAACAGUGUAGUAAGCAGCAGCACCAAAGACAGCAGCAUAUCAUCCACUGCACCAAUGGAAUCACAGACCACUGUCGUGCACAAUCCAGCCGAUGGCAUCAAGGGGUCUACAGAGAGCUGUAACACCACAGAAGAGGAGGACAUGAAAGAUAAGAAAGUAUCGGUGGGCGGGGCUAGCAAUGACAGUGCAGUGGUCAGCCAAUGCAGUGGCUCCGAUGAGCCAGCUCCUCAGACCGAGGCUUCUCCCCCCUGCCCACUACCCACCGAACCACCACAUGAUGUUAAGAAUGUUGCUUGGAGCAGUUCAGGUCAGAGCUCCUGUCCUGAUUUAGAGCCUGCUGUACCUGCUCCAGCCUCCACAACACCAGGGGGCAGCAGCGUGCACAGGCGGCAGUCACGAAAGCAGGAGAUCAUUAAAAUCACGGAGCAGCUGAUUGAGGCCAUCAACAACGGAGAUUUUGAAGCUUACACGAGAAUCUGUGACCCUGGCCUGACCUCUUUUGAGCCUGAGGCACUUGGAAACCUGGUCGAGGGAAUGGACUUCCAUAAGUUCUACUUUGAGAAUUUGCUGAGUAAGAACAGUAAGCCUGUGCACACAACCAUCCUGAAUCCUCACGUGCACCUGAUCGGAGAGGAUGCCGCCUGCAUCGCUUAUAUCCGACUGACGCAGUACAUCGACAGCCAGGGUCAGCCACGCAGCAGCCAGUCUGAGGAGACGCGUGUGUGGCACCGCAGAGAUGCCAAGUGGCUCAACAUCCAUUUCCACUGCUCCGGAGCGCCUGCCGCACCUCUACAGUGAACCACACAGGGCAAAGCAUGCCUGAAUACUAAAGCUGAUUGGAGCAUUUCUUCUCCGUGCACGUCUUGCCGCCUGGAGCCCGGCCAGAAGAGAACCUCUUGAAGUUUCGAAAACGUGAGGGAAAAAAUUUACACAACUAAGAAAUAUAUUUAAAAGUGGCCACCACUUUAGUCCAACUCUAGCUAGAUGUGUGGCGGGCGGCCACGGCAGCAGCCCUGCCUUCUGGAUGCUGCAUGCUUCUAAUGCCCACACGGGGCGCUGUAUUGUCUGUAACCAUAAUCUCUGCUGCCCAACAUUCGGAAAAGGUGUUUAAAGUAUUAAUAAUAUAUUGUAAAAUAUUGAGAUCUUCACAUGUGUAAUUAACAGCUGGUAGAGAUGGAA